AUGGCGUUGGCGACUUGCUCGCAGAUCCCUAAGGAAGUGGCUGAUAUCUUUAACGCCCCCAGUGAUGAUGAAGAGUUCGUUGGUUUCCGAGAUGAUGUUCCCAUGGAAACCCUCUCAUCCGAGGAGAGCUGUGAUAGUUUUGACUCACUGGAGUCGGGGAAGCAGCAGGAUGUGCGUUUCCAUUCCAAAUACUUCACAGAAGAGCUCAGAAGAAUCUUUAUAGAGGACACUGACUCAGAGAUGGAAGAUUUUGAAGGAUUUACGCAGACUGAUCUCAAUGUUAAUAGUAACCCAGAGCUUGUGGAGUCAGAUUUGAGUGAUGACAGUACAGCAUCUUUCGUGAGUGGGGAAGAUGAUGAUGAUGAAGAAAAGGCGACACCUCGAAGAAGCAGGCCUAGAAGAAGCAGUAUUGGUCUUCGAGUAGCCUUUCAGUUCCCCACCAAGAAACUGGCAAAAAAAGCUGAUAAGAACGGUUCUUCCGAGCCCCUGUUUUCUGGGUCAUGUUUACAGGACAAUAAAAAAGCGAUUCUUGGAAGGAAGACCAGCUGCAGGCAGGAGAAGGAAAGGGAAGACUCUGCCUCUGAGUCUGAGGACGACUCCCGGGAUGAGGGCCAGGAGAGCUCGGAUGCUCUGCUGAAGAGGACCAUGAACAUCAAGGAGAACAAAGCCAUGCUUGCUCAGUUAUUGGCGGAAUUGAACUCGAUGCCUGAUUUCUUCCCGGUCCGAACCCCAAACUCAGCUUCUAAGAAGAAGACCGCGAGGCGGGCCUUCUCAGAGGGACAGGUCACGCGGCGGACCAACCCGGCCCGGAGUGCGCGGCCCCCCGAGAAGUUCGCCCUGGAAAACUUCACCGUGUCAGCUGCCAAGUUCGCAGAAGAGUUUUACGGUUUCAGAAGAAGGAAGACCGUUAGUGGGGGGAAAUGCCAGGGGCACCGCCGACGCCGCUGUGUGUCUUCGUUUCGGCCAGUGGAGGACAUCACUGAAGAGGACUUGGAGAACGUGGCCAUCACUGUGCGGGAUAAGAUCUAUGAUAAAGUUCUGGGUAACACUUGCCAUCAGUGUCGGCAGAAGACCAUCGACACCAAGACGGUGUGUCGGAACCAGAGCUGCGGGGGCGUGCGGGGGCAGUUCUGCGGGCCGUGCCUGCGGAAUCGCUACGGGGAGGACGUGAGGUCGGCGCUGCUGGACCCGGACUGGGUGUGCCCUCCCUGCCGGGGCAUUUGCAACUGCAGUUACUGCCGGAAACGCGAUGGCCGCUGUGCCACAGGCAUCCUCAUUCACCUGGCCAAGUUCUACGGUUACAACAACGUGAAGGAGUACCUGGAGAGCUUACAAAAGCAGCUGGUGGAAGACAAUUAG
Molecule: messenger RNA, 1359 nt
Organism: Rangifer tarandus platyrhynchus (Svalbard reindeer)
Lineage: Eukaryota; Metazoa; Chordata; Mammalia; Artiodactyla; Cervidae
Source: the annotation of a GenBank genome assembly